GACAAAAAAGAUGGCAGCGAUUGCCGACUGCUGUCCUUAGAAUUUAUUGCGAAAAUGGCGCAUUAUGUGAUAUUUUCACAUAAUUUAUUAAUUAUAAGUGAAAAUUUGUGUAGUGCUGCUUUGUGAUAGUGUGUUAAUUUACAUGAAUGACAGUGUUCUUGUGUGUAAACAGGACUUCAACUUUCUUCUGGAUAUUGGAUUACACAUAAAAUAAAGACAAAAUGGUGGUCGGAGAAGCGAAACGUACCCAGCCGACCAACAUCAUGGACGGCAUAGAGAAUACCGGCGACGUCCGGCUCCAUGACCACAGACUGCGUCUCAAACAGAGAUUUGAUAUAGUUAGAAAAUUAGGACAAGGCACAUACGGUAAAGUGCAGCUGGGUAUAAACAAGAAGACCGGUCAGGAGGUCGCCAUAAAAACGAUAAAGAAAUGCAAAAUAGAGUCGGAGGCGGACUUGGUGCGCAUUCGACGCGAGGUGCAGAUCAUGUCCUCAGUCAGACAUCCCAACAUCGUGCAUAUAUACGAAGUGUUUGAAAACAGCGAGAAAAUGAUUCUCGUUAUGGAGUACUGUUCCGGCGGGGAACUAUACGACUACCUCAGCCAAAAGAAAGUAUUAGAAGAGGAAGAAGCAAGGAGGUUGUUCCGACAGAUCGCAACAGCUGUUUACUACUGUCACAUACACAAGAUCUGCCACAGAGAUUUAAAAUUAGAAAAUGUUUUACUGGACGACACUGGUAGUGCUAAGAUUGCCGACUUCGGUCUAUCGAACGUGUUCAAAGAGACCUCGUUAUUGUCUACAUUUUGCGGUUCGCCGCUUUACGCCUCGCCCGAGAUCGUUAAAGGAACACCAUAUAUCGGACCAGAGGUUGAUUGCUGGUCGCUGGGCGUGCUGCUGUACACGCUGGUGUACGGCGCCAUGCCCUUCGACGGCUCCAACUUUAAGCGCCUCGUGCGACAGAUCAGCAACGGUGACUACUACGAACCUAAGAACCCAUCUACCGCGUCUCCUCUUAUACGCGACAUGCUCACAGUAGAUCCGCUAAAGCGCGCCGACAUUGCAUACAUUUGUGAUCAUCCAUGGGUGAACUCCGGGUGCCCCUCAUCGUGCCUGGAGCUGGCGCAGGCGCUGGCCGCGGAGACGCCGGUGCGGCUCGACCUGCUGCUCUCCCUCGCGCCCGCCGCCGCCUCACACACUAACUCUGUAGUCGUGCCCACUGAGGCUGAACUCGGCCCUGAGGAAAGUUGCACCGACCUGACCAGCUCCACGUCUAUCCCGGUGGAGCCGAGCAAUUCUGCCGAGAAGAGGAUACUAGAACUAGUUGCAGAAGGUGGCGAGGACGCAAUAAAGCCGUCGCCGACUCGCACGAUCGUGUCUGCAGGCGACAACAAGCGCAAGCUGGAGCUGGCCAUGUCUGCCAGCGGCUUGCACAGGAAGAAGGAGAAGGUCGCCAGCUGCGCGAGCGUGGCGCAGCUGCCGGCCGCGCUGCCCGAGGAAGGAUCCUUGGACUCACCGCCCGCAGACGAGGACCUACCAACUGAGCCGCCCCAGCCAUGUCUUAAGUCGUCCGCCACGAUGACUAUAACGCCGGCGCCGGUGGAGCUGGCUAAGGACGCCACCGUUGACAUUGCCAAGAAAAUGCCCAAAGAAGAGGAAAUCAACGACAAACCUCGCCCUACCACCAACAAGGUCACUUCGCCUAAAAUUGAGGAGAAAUCACCUUUUGAAAAACAAGAGGAAAUAAAGGUGGAGGAGCAGAAACCAGCGUCAGUCGCAACAGCUACAGACAAACUGACUUCCUUGAGCCUGACACAGCCGACGCCGGUCGCCGCGCCCACUCCCACAAAACCCAAGAAAUUGUCUAUUGGUGGACAUGUGGGUAGUUUUAAAGAACAGUUCGAGAGACGCGCGUCUUUAACUUCUGCUCCGGAGAUAAAACGCAAUGUAUCUAAGCCAGUUGUUUCUAAGAUUGCCAAAGCCAAAGCUCAAAGUGAAGACAGAGAUCUGCCGGCCAAGUCUCCAGACAAUGGCACCGUACGGUUGCAGCAAAUCGGAAUAGAACCAUCUCAGCCUCCUGUGGAAGAGAUUCGGGAGGUGAGCCGCAGCGGUGUGAAGAAAACUGAGAGCGAGCCAAUGCACAACACCACGCAGGUCGACCCCACAGUGCUGCUGCAGGACGCUAGGAGAAGUCUCCAGAACUCGAUGGCUAAACUUGUGGAGGAGAAAGCGGGUGAGGAAAGCCGCAGACGCGCCGCUCGCGAUAUUAUCUCAUCCGCCAUUCGCACUGGCAAGCCUCCGAUGCCGUACGGGCGCUCAUCGUCAGCGGGCGUGACGUCACUGUCCUCCCCACCCGGCACGCCCCCCGCCGCCCCGCCCACCGCACCCGCCGCACCCACCGGGCCACGUCUCUACCGCACAGAGGCGCAACACCGCGUCGAUGAUCACCGAAACAGGGGUGUUUCCGUGGAACGCAUAAUACCUAUCCACAUGCCUACGGAAGAAGGCACCACGACCCUGCCCCGCCCCGCGCAGGCCGUCGCCUCGCCCAUCACCUCGCCCAUCACCUCGCCUGUCACGCCGCCAGUCGCCCCGAGACAGCAUACGCCGCUCAGACGGCUGGCAUCAACUGAGUCGCCGAGUAGCGAGGCGUGCAGCAGCCCCGGGGAGCCGAUCAAGAAGUCGGCGCGCGAGUUCAUCAUCCCCAUUGCGGUGGAGGGCAAGGGGUAUGUGACACCUCGCCAGCGCAGCCUCGAGCCUGAGACUCACACCUCGCACACCUCGCACACCUCGCGACUUGCGCGCACACACAAACCGAGACGCAUCAGUAGUCUCGUCAGCGGGGGUGAAUCUGAAGAGGAAGAUGAUACUCAUAUGCAUAGGCUGAGGUCGACUCGUGCAGCGCGCGCGGAGUCUGUGAGCUCCGGAGAAGAGGAUGAAGAGGACGAAGGCUUCCACCUGCUCACCGCGGAGAAUCUCUUCUCCACGCUCUUGCACAGGGUGCGAGCGCUGACUCAGCGGCUGAAUGGUGAGGAGGGCCCCGGUUUCCCGCAGCAUCCGCACUCGCUCUUCAACAACCUGCAGUCGCCGUUCUUCAACAGACGCGAGGGCUGGGGCUCGCGAGAGCUGCACUCCGACUGGGAGUCCAUGUUCAACAAGAGCCGGCAGCCGAUGCCAAGAGGUAGUUGUAAGAAAGCCGGCAAGAAGCAACAAACGACAAAAGCACAGCAAACGGAAACGGAGCGCGGUUUAGAUCUGUCGGACUUGGACUUGAGCUCGAUAGAAUUCUCGGAGCGUGAGAUGGCCGCGCUGUCGGGCCUCACGCCCGCGCUCUCGCGCCGCCUGCAGCAGCAGCUACUCGCGCACCUGCCGCCCGCCGCCGCGCGCUCGCUGCGCCGCACGCUCUCGCUGCACGCCGCGCCGCCCGCCGCGCCGCCCGCCGCCACGCCCGCGCCCUCCGCGUCUCACACCCGCCAUCGCGCGCACCGCAGCCACUCCGCCUCCAAGUACAACGAACCGACAAACUCCGACCUCCUCCACCGACUCGCGCCCGUCGACGCGUACAACGACAAUCAACCACGCGCACCCACUCCCAAACCGGAUAUCAAGUCGGAACUCGAAGAAAACAACGCCAACGAACAAAUCCGAGAUGAUGCUGAAACUAAAGGCGUCCAAUGUCGCUACCUGCGGGGUCGUUCCGUUAAAUCCAUCGAUGAUGAUACCUCCAAAGACAAUACACCGGUGCAAAACACCGAUAGAGCUGCUUCUCACUCACCAAAGAAUGAUUCCAAGAGAGUUGACGGCCCCAUAGCAGAAAACGAAAAAUCGGAAAGUAUAAAUAGAAAUGAUGAUAUGAAUUUAGCAACAUCUUCGCAUGUAGCCCAGUAUUGUACGCUGCCCCGUCUCAAACGAAACUCUGUAAAGUCUCGUGACUCCACAUCACCUGUUUCUGUCACAGAUUCAGUAGGAUAUGAUUUUUCAGCUAAAAAUGUUGUAGGAAAGGAACCCUCAACUUCCAGAGCAAGUAGUAUUCGCAACUCGCAAGAUCGUCCGCUUCUUAGCAAAUAUUUAAUACCAGAUCGACAUUCAUCUUUAGACGAAUCGUACACUUCUGAUACGGGAAGUAUAAUAUCAGAACCGAGCUAUAUCGCCGCAUACGGUACGUCGUCUUUGGGCAAUUCAUCAGGUUUCAGGAGACAUUCGAUGAGGCUCCCGGGUGACCAACCCAGAAAACGCAUUUCGAGGUUCCUUAGGUCAGACUUUUAUGACACUCCCCCUGACGAUAGUCUUUACGCAAAACACAAAAUGGAAAAAGAAUUAGAAACCCAAAAGAUUCUUAAAGAAAUACGAGAAAAGAAAAACAAAUCAUUGGAUUCUCCAAAAAGCCCUGUAGAAAGUAAUGAAUCGUCACCUUUAAAUAAGGAUGACUCGGCUUAUCUUCGUAAAUGCUUAUCGCCAGUAGGUAAUUUAUUAAGUAGAGAACGUAGCAGAUCUACUACACCAUUUUUCCCGAUUUUAGAUAAUAUCAAAGAAACUAAUUUAGACACUUCAUUGAUGAUGACAGAUUCAAAGAAAAAUAUUAAAAGUGACUUGCGUAAAAGUAGUUUUACUGAAGAGAAACUUCAAAACAAAGAAUCAAAAAUGGCAAGACCUAAGAGCUAUCCAGUAAAAAGUUUUAAUUCGUUAGAUGAAACUAGUAAAUCUCGAGCACAGGAAACAGCCGAAACUAUAGAUCGCGAAAGCGAAGAAAGGAAAAUAACACGAGAAUCUAAAUUAAUACGCCCAAAGAGUUAUCCUGCUAGCACACCAUCGCCAGAAAAAAUGAAUUCCAAUAAAAGCGGAAAAAAAGAUGCUUUAAAAGAAUCAAUUACAUCAAAAGAAGAAAUUAAUAAGAACGACAACAAAACUGACGUGGAGGUAAGCUUUAACUUUACGUUGCCCAAGAAAAAAAGUCUAAUUACGAAAUCGGAAAUUUCAACUAAGAAUACUGAUUUAUCAGAGCACAAACCAGAGUUUAAACAAGAAGUUGCCGCGCCGACACUUGUACUGAAAAAAUAUAAAGUAAUAAAUGAAGAUUCCGAUACUCACACUGGAAACGGUAAAAUCGUUGAUAAUGCCACAUUAAAUGGGUCUGUGGUGGAAGACUCGAAAGUCGGAGAAAUCAAAAAAUCGGACAGUGAUACCAACAAAAAAACCGUCAAAAAGAAAAUUAUUAAAAAAGUUUCCUCAAAAUCAAAGACUGAUGUAAUUAGUAGUCAAGAAACCAAUGAUGGUACCAAGUCAACUGAUAAGAAAAAAGUAGUAAAGAAAGUGAAAGAAAAAAGUAACGAAGACAGUAAAACUACAACAACUGUAAAAAAGAAAUCUGUUUUACAAUCCAUAGGGCAUAAAUUAGAAAAAUUAGCUUCGUCAAAGUCGAAUUCCCCAGAAAAAUCAUCUCAAAGUAGUAUUGCAUCAAAAGAUCUGAAGAAAGAGGGUUCCAAAAUAAACAGAUUACAACGAGAACAAUCUGUUCCCGUAGAGACCGAUCCUCCUACCGAAUCUAAUCUUAUCAAAAGAGCCGUCACUCUUACAGAUGUUGCCGCUUUAGACAGUCAAAAUGUACCACAAAAUAAAACCACUGUUUCCAAAGUUCUAGGACUCUUCAAAAAAUUUGAAUCAAAAGAAAAAAGUCCGAAGUCUGUUAUCGAAAAUUCUGCAAGCGAAAACACUAUUAUGAGCAAUACUAAUAGUAACAAAUUUGAUACAAGUACCGAUACGAACUUAGAGAACGAAAAAGAUAAACCUAAAAGGCCAACUUCAUUAUUAUUAAAUGGCUUAGGACGUAAAAAUAAAUAUAAUAAAUCAGCAAGCGACAGUGUUUCCGUUACUUCAUUAGAAACAGACGAGCAGCCAGUACUUAAGAAAGACCGUGAACCGAAAAGUGUUAGAAAUACUUUAAAAUUAGAUUUCUCCAAAUUGCCAAGAGUUAAAAAAAUAGUUCCUACAAAUUCUGUGAUAGAACCGCAAAUUAUGAGUUUAUCUUCGACUGAAAAGGAAACUGAAAAGAAAAAUAUUUUAGAAAAAAAUCAAACGAUAAUCGAAAGUAAUGACACAAACGAUACACAUUCUCGCAGUCGCUCAAGAAGCAGGUCGAUCUAUUCUAAUUCCGAUGUUAAAUCUGAACACAGUGCAGAAAUUAAAGGCGCAGAUAAAUUUUCUGAAACGUUCACUGGAAACUUGGCUCUUAGACCUUUGCGCAACAAGGAUUCUAUUAGUCCCGAAAAGGAAGACAUUGUAGAUAGAAUUCGAAGAAAAAGUUUUUAUUCCAGAUUCAAUGAAAAAAAGCAAAGACGAAAAAGUAGUUUAGUUGGUCCUGGCGCCACUGAAUAUGAUCCCGUGGCGAGGCUGCACUCACAGCCCACGGAGACCAAACUGGACGUCUCUCCCUCGUCCCCCAUCAACUACGACCUGUCGCCCGGCUACUCCAUCGCGUCAGACUUGUCACCGUCCAACGACCGCUACAGAUCCCUCUUCACUGAUCUUCCAAGUGCACGGGGUUUAAGGUACGAUAGCAUCAAUGAAAAAGUUGACACAUACCGGUCACUGGAUCGCAAUGACUUCAGGAAAUAUUCAAGCGGCAGGAGUUACCUAGAUUACGAUCAACCAGGAACUUACGGCGGUCAUAGGUACUCGCGAACAAAAUCUCUACUGGAAAAUUGUGAUAUUAACGAGGACCACGGCUUAAGUCACCUCAGAGACCCUGUAAAAUACAGUAGGACUAAUUCUUUGUACACUCCUGGGAACUACGCCACAUACAGACCGAAAAGAACGAGGAAUUCCGCUAUUAUAUUAAAAGAAAGCGAAAAGGAACCGAGCCCCGAAAAUAUACUUGAAAAAAUAAGGAAUAGAAAGAUCUCAAUAAGCGUGACGAGGAAAGCCGACUCUGAGGAUUCACUUCCAAGAUCCAAUGUCUCAUCUAAAAGCGAAGGCGACGGUGCAGAACGCUCUGAGAAAACUGACUGAGCGACGCUACUGAGCUCUCUGCGAGAUACAACAUCGAUCGUUGGUCAUCAAACUUUAGCAUUUUCAACAGCCCCUACAUAUAAUUUAUUUAUUGAUAUUAGAGUUGUAAUUAGUUCAAAAUCUUACACAUUUUUCAUAAUGAAUCAUCAAUUGCUUCUUGCUGUUUAUUUAAACUUUUAUUUAUAAUAGUUCUUGCCAUUGAGCUGUAGUAUGCAUUUUACACGUUUAAGUUAAAACGCAAGAAAAUACUCAAAAGUAAAACUAUUAUUUUGGAAUUGAACUUUCCUUAAACUUAGUCAAGAAUAACUAUUAAUUUACUUGCAACGUAAAUGAAGUGUCUGAACUUAUAAUUAAGAUAAGGCGUGAAAUAACUUUUCUAAUAUUUUAAAAUAAGCGAGGAAUUGCGUCUAUUGAUAUGACAGUAACAGUAUGAUAUGCUUUUUAAAAUGGAAUUGCCCAUAAAGUUAUUUAUUAAUGAAAGUUGAAAAUGUUUUGCGAAUAAUUAACUUUUUUAUGAAAAGUUAUAUGAAACACAUCUUACGUGCCUUUAUACAACAUAAGCGACUGGAUUUUAUAUAGAUUAUUACUAGAAGAUUGCGACACGAUUUUUUGUGUGUUUGCACAAAUAUGUAACGCUGGAUAUUUUUAACUUAAGCUGUUGUAAUUGACUUUGUAUGCUACCGGAGUCAACUUAAUUUAUAAUAUUAACAUGAAAGUAUUGAAAGCUAAGUCACGAAACAGUUAUCGAAUAGAAUGGUGCUUAGUUGAAGAUUUUCUUAGAACAUAAUUUGUAUUUAUAGAAUAUGUUAAAGAAUUUUUAGGUACGACUAUAAUAUAUCAACGAAAGUUUUGUGUUUCCUUUCACACGUAAUUUAUAUUUUAAUUGUAAUUUU
Messenger RNA from Papilio machaon (common yellow swallowtail), 7894 nucleotides. RefSeq names its product mucin-5AC (gene Nuak1). The record is from RefSeq and is a predicted model, not a curated record. Gene Ontology annotation, biological process: intracellular signal transduction; microtubule cytoskeleton organization; protein phosphorylation. The coding region runs from base 222 to 7001 and encodes 2259 amino acids. Gene Ontology annotation, molecular function: ATP binding; tau-protein kinase activity; protein serine/threonine kinase activity. NCBI's taxonomy places the organism in Eukaryota, Metazoa, Arthropoda, Insecta, Lepidoptera, Papilionidae. Gene Ontology annotation, cellular component: cytoplasm. The transcript has 27 exons.